Messenger RNA from Saccostrea cuccullata (small rock oyster), 1895 nucleotides. Its product is annotated as protein cornichon homolog 4-like. NCBI's taxonomy places the organism in Eukaryota, Metazoa, Mollusca, Bivalvia, Ostreida, Ostreidae. Bases 45 to 473 code for a protein of 142 amino acids. The record is from RefSeq and is a predicted model, not a curated record. Gene Ontology annotation, biological process: endoplasmic reticulum to Golgi vesicle-mediated transport. The transcript has 5 exons. Gene Ontology annotation, cellular component: endoplasmic reticulum membrane; COPII-coated ER to Golgi transport vesicle.
CUUUCGGUAGAAGGAAAAGUGCCGCUUUCGGUUUUUCUUGAAAAAUGGGGAUCGACGGACUCCUUUUCUUACUAGCCGUUAUUGAUGAAGGAGCUUUGUUGUUUUUAGUUGUGUAUUUUGUUAUAACACUUUCAGAUUUAGAAUGUGAUUAUCUGAAUGCAACUACAUGUUGUACAAGACUCAAUAAGUUUGUAUUACCAGAGAUUAUAGCCCAGGCUGUUCUAAAUGUUCUGUUCUUAAUAACUGGUCACUGGAUCCUGUUCCUCCUGUAUACACCUUGUACAGCAUGGAUAAUCUAUAUAUAUGUAAUGAAGCCCUCAGGAAACAUUGGGAUAUACGACCCAGCAGAAAUCCAUAACAGACAUCAACUCAAAGCCUACAUGAGAGACAAUAUGAUCAAAAUGGCUGUCCAUCUAAUCUUUUUCUUCAUUUUCUUGUACUGGAUGAUAUAUUCCCUUAUUAAGGGCUAUUAACCUCUGACCUCUGGUGUUCCCAUGGUGAUGAGUGUGAGUGACAUUGUAGUAAGAGUGACAUCACUUCCUGUCUACUUGUAGGAUGAUUUACAGCAUGUUGAAAGACGACACAACCAUGUUUGGAGUUCCGGCAGAGAAGGCUACAUUAACAGAUGAUCCGUAUGAACUUUAGUAGGUGUGUAAAUUUCAGUGUGAACUGUAGAAUUUGUAUGAGCUUUACAUGUGUUAUUUUUCAAGUGUUAAGUUGCAUCGUCUAAUACCCACGGAUGAACUUGUCUUUUACUCAUCAGUCACCAUGAAUAAAAGAACAAGAUCAAAUGUGGAUAUAGAUGAUGGUUAAGUUGGUGCAUAAUGCUUUUUUUGAAAGGUUUUUUUUAUGCUUUUGGUUGCAAUAGUCCCUUAGUAAUAGGAUAUUUACAAGAUUGUAGAUGAUAUUUUCAUACUUACUGAGUAUUAAAAAUAUGUCAAUUGUGUUUGUUCCUCAUCUAACCUUAACACAAUGCCUAGACUUUAAAACAACAAAAAAUAUUAUCAAAAAAUGUUACAUUGUAAUACAUGUACUACCAAGCAAAUGAUGUGUAGGCUAAUAGUUAUAGUGUAUGUACAAUAUAUUUAAAUGUAUGUUUUAUGAAAUACAUUACUUAACAAAUUAAACAUGAAAUGUGUUUGAACAAAUUUUGUAAAUGGUACAUAUUUUGUGUAUUGUUUUUCACCUCAAUACAAUUUCUCAUUUUAAAAUUUUUAUGUAUAAAGCUACUUGCUGCAAAGAGAGUAUUCAUAAAACUGAACACGGCAUGGAAGUAGACAUUAUCUAUAUCAGUUUUUAUACAUGUAUUUUUCUUCCUAGAGAAACAUGGCAGACAAAGAUUUUCUUCCUUUUAUAUGUCGUGUUCAGCUUUAGUAGCUCAAGACUCCCCAUUUUUAGGGAGCUCGAAAUAAAAUAUGUUUUUCAUUGUCUUCAGUCCUGUUUCAGAGCUUAUUAUGUACAAUAUGUUUAAUUUCACUAAAUUCUAGUAUUGGGUGGAGUGCCUUGUAGAGCCCCAAAAAAAAUUAUUUUGAAACAAGUGUUUACCCUAAUUUUUAUCUUCAGUGUCAAGUAGUAUACAGUUAUGUCCAUUUCCAAUGUGAUAUACAUGUAUCAUUUUAUAAAUCACUUUUCAUGCAUGAAAGUUUCUUGUGACUUUAUUAAGACAUACGCAUGUACAGACUGUAUUUAAUUGUUUUUUUUCUAAUACAUGUAUAUACAAAACAGCAUUUUCCUACAAAAACAAUUUUAGGAGAGUCAAAAGUAUUAACAUUAUAAAGUAAUGCAAUAAGGCAGGAAGAUGAUAUGUUUAUGUACCACCGAACAUGUUGUCUGUGUUGUCUGUUCUAAAACUCGACCUUUUUUCAUGUUUGAUGAAUAAAAACAUUUUUAAAAGA